Drosophila serrata is the source of this 1208-nucleotide messenger RNA. RefSeq names its product mitochondrial ribosome-associated GTPase 2. NCBI's taxonomy places the organism in Eukaryota, Metazoa, Arthropoda, Insecta, Diptera, Drosophilidae. Gene Ontology annotation, molecular function: GTP binding; GTPase activity; magnesium ion binding. Gene Ontology annotation, cellular component: mitochondrion. The record is from RefSeq and is a predicted model, not a curated record.
CAAUGUUGUUUUCUACCGGCAGAUCUGUUUUAGCACGAGCUCUGUCCGAUAUAUCCGCGAAUUGGAAACAAAGUGGACUUAUAGCAACAUACUGCCAGUCAGCCACAGCCCUUCGCCCCAAAAAGGCCAAGUCCCAGCGAAAGGAGGCGCAAUACUUCUCCGAUGCCAAGAGGGUCCGGGCGAUUGGCGGUAAAGGCGGCGACGGCUGCGUGUCCUUCCUGCAACUUUGGUGCAAUGAAAGAGCCGGUCCCGAUGGCGGCGACGGUGGCCAUGGCGGGCAUGUAGUUUUCCAGGCCUCCAACGAUGUGCGUAACUUCAACCACGUGGGCAGCGUUCUAAAGGCGGAGGAAGGAGAGCGCGGCAACGCCAAGGAUUGCCAUGGCAAAAACGCCAAGCACACAGUGAUAAAGGUCCCCAUUGGCACUAUAAUUAGGAACGCUCAGGGCAUUAUUGUCGGAGAUCUGGCACAGGCGGAUCUAAUGUUUGUGGCCGCUCGCGGAGGAGCCGGCGGCAAGGGCAAUCGUUUCUUUACCACAGACAAGGAGACCAGUCCCAAGGUAUGCGAGUACGGGCCGAAUGGCGAGGACUUUUCCUACAUCCUAGAGCUGCGCAGCAUGGCAGAUGUGGGCCUGAUAGGCUAUCCAAAUGCCGGUAAGAGUACCUUGCUAAAUGCCCUGACCCGCGCCAAGCCUAAGGUGGCCCCGUAUGCCUUUACCACUCUGCGUCCCCAUCUGGGCACCGUCCAGUACGAUGAUCAUAUUCAGCUGACCAUUGCCGACCUGCCAGGCCUCGUUCCCGAUGCACAUCUGAACAAGGGUUUGGGCAUACAGUUCCUAAAACACGCAGAACGGUGCACCCUGCUGCUAUUUGUUCUGGACGCAAGCGCGUCUGAGCCCUGGACGCAUUACGGCCAACUAAUGCAUGAGCUACAACAGUUUGGCGGACGAUUGGCCAGUCGCCCCCAGCUGGUGGUGGCCAACAAACUUGACGUGAAGGAGGGUCGGGAGAACUUUGAGGAGCUGCAGCGCCGACUCGAGAAACCAGUUCUUGGUAUCAGUGCAAAGAUGGGUCAGAAUCUGGAGCAACUCCUUAGAAGCAUUCGAAAGGAGUACGACCGGCAUAAGGCUCAGGAAAGAGCUUUAAGAUAAAGAUGCUUCGAUUGUUAGUUAUAAAUAAAACUUUAUUCUUACGAUCUACACAAAGAUAAA